AUUCUAUCUAUCUCUCUAAGUCUCGCUCACCGUAUCUGCAUUGCGACAACGAGGAAAUACCGUCAGUAUCCUUGGUAUAAUGCCUCAAGGGCCUAUUUUAGAUUAAAGCUAGUUAUAGUAACCCUCUGUAUAUAACCAUAAAAAAUAUCGUCUUAAAACAUAAUUGUAAGAAAAUCUAAGUCUUACACGUAUAUACAUAGACGGGACGGGCAGCGUUGCACCGUAUAGUUUGAUUUCAAGUAGAUUUGGCUCUAGGUUUGUAUUAUUUUAUUGCACCACUAACUAUACUUUAGUUACUAGAGAAAAUUAAUAUAGGGAUUUCCUUCUAUUACUUGUUACUCUGUCUAUAAACUUUGAUUUCGUUUAACAGUGGAGUACCAUUUUAAUGCCACAUAGACGCAGAAUAAAAAAUAGUGCCACUGGCUCUUAAAAUUAUGUUGUUGAUAAUAAAAACACUGUUCAUAGCGCUGCAAAAGUUUAUACCCGCUUAUGAACGUUUCCAGCUCGCUGUACAUUAAAAUGUAUCUCAAAGAAUUUAAUGAUCGAGCGGACUUAUUAGAAGUAGAUUGCCAGUACUGUCACAUUAAGGAAACAUACAAAGGCGUAAUCUAUGUGUGAAGUUGAGAUACUGGUUAUUACUUUGAUUGCGAAGAGGUCAAAUCUACGGUGCGCAUGCGACGCGAUGAGUCACUUAUCUCUGGAUAUAUAAGACCUGCUCCACUGACCACGCCACACUUGUUAUCUGUUGAGGACACCAUGAACUCGAUACUCGGCAUCGCUCUCGUGAUGUGCGCCAGCAUGGCGCUUACAUCGGCUUACCCCGCUGCCGAAUCAGCCCAGGACAUCUCCUACAUAGCCCUGGAAGAAACAGCUCCCGUCGAAGCAGCGGCUGAUGGGGAAACCCUGCAGCCAAAAGAAUCACGCUGGCGACGCGGCUGGGGAGGCGGUUGGGGGCACAGGGGUUGGGGGCACGGGGGCUAUGGGCACGGCGGCUGGGGACGUGGAUGGGGAAAUGGCGGCGGAUGGGGGCACGGAGGCGGAUGGGGCUACGGGGGCUAUGGGGGCGGCUACGGCUACGGUGGAGGGUGGGGAGGCGGUUGGUACGGCCGCUAAUAUAACUGGAUUAACAUCUCUCAAAAGUUUGUGAAAUACUCGAUAAGCUUUAGAUAAAGUUGUGUGUGUAAAAUAUGAAUGUAGUGAAAAGCGAUAAAGUCAUAUCUAUAAGAAAACUGUGAUGUAAAAAUUAAUAAAAAUGAUGUAAGAUGACAA
This is a messenger RNA of Cydia pomonella (codling moth), 1269 nucleotides long. RefSeq lists its product as uncharacterized. The transcript has 2 exons. Lineage: Eukaryota; Metazoa; Arthropoda; Insecta; Lepidoptera; Tortricidae. The coding region runs from base 673 to 1113 and encodes 146 amino acids. The record is from RefSeq and is a predicted model, not a curated record.